Lentinula edodes (shiitake mushroom) is the source of this 1023-nucleotide messenger RNA. RefSeq names its product small subunit of acetolactate synthase-domain-containing protein. Gene Ontology annotation, molecular function: acetolactate synthase regulator activity. The record is from RefSeq and is a predicted model, not a curated record. Bases 1 to 1023 code for a protein of 340 amino acids. Gene Ontology annotation, biological process: branched-chain amino acid biosynthetic process. Gene Ontology annotation, cellular component: mitochondrial nucleoid; acetolactate synthase complex. The transcript is spliced from 4 exons. Lineage: Eukaryota; Fungi; Basidiomycota; Agaricomycetes; Agaricales; Omphalotaceae.
AUGGCGAGCGCCGUCUUACUUUCCAGAGCCCGCACAUCAUCAAGGGCUUUCGCCCGUCAGUUAACGUGGUCUGCUGUCCUCCGAGCUGACAAGAUUCCUCAACCUCCAAAAGACGUCGAUGACUCGACUUCUGCGUUAGACUACAAACGAACACAGAGGACGCGUCCUCCGCCUCUUCCUGCCAUGGAUCUCCCUCGGUCAAGAUCAGCUGAGGAAGCUGUCACGAACAUCCUUUACAAUACCCCUCCUCCCAGCUUGCAACCAUUCAAGAAGCAUGUACUUAACUGUCUCGUUCAAAACGAGCCUGGAGUGCUCUCUCGUGUUUCUGGGAUUCUUGCUGGCAGAGGCUUCAACAUUGAUUCCCUCGUCGUGUGUUCUACCGAAAUUCGCGAUCUGAGUAGAAUGUGUAUUGUCUUGAGUGGACAGGAUGGUGUUGUUGAACAGGUUCGGAGGCAGCUCGAGGAUUUAGUUCCUGUUUGGGCUGUCCUCGAUUAUACGGAUACGCGUACCAUUGCGCGUGAGUUACUGCUCGUCAAAGUUUCUAUCCUUGGGCCUGAAUACCUCGAGGACCAACUCGUUGGUGGACCGACACAUUCUCCAAGCUCGCAACUUACACCCGAGGAAAAAAUGGAACGUGAACAGAUUCUUGCACACAACUUCGAAUUAGGUGUGCAUCCGGAAGCUGUUGAGGCCGAAUUACGCGAGAGUAUAUCUACUGCACUCACUCCAUCGCAAGCCCUGAGAUUAAAACACCAGCACCUUCAUUCUAUCUCCACUCUUGCCAAUCAAUUUGGAGGCAAAAUCGUGGAUGUUAGUGAAAAUAGUGUCAUCGUCGAACUUACCGCAAAGACGAACCGUGUCGAAGCGUUCCUGGGUUUGCUUAGGCCUUUUGGUAUUCUUGAAGCUGCGAGAACAGGUGUCAUGGCCAUGCCUCGGACGCCAAUUUCUGGGGCAUCCGUGGAAGAUGCGGCAUCAACAGAUGGAGGAGGUGCUGUUGAUGCCAGUCUCCUUCCACCAGGUUGA